UUUGUCCCUACAGCUCAAAUAGAAGUAAUACCUUGUAAAAUCUGUGGAGACAAAUCCUCAGGAAUUCACUAUGGAGUGAUCACGUGUGAGGGCUGUAAGGGAUUCUUCAGACGGAGUCAACAGAACAACGCGUCCUACUCCUGUCCUCGGCAGAGAAACUGUCUCAUCGACAGAACCAACAGGAACCGCUGCCAACACUGUCGUCUGCAGAAAUGUCUGGCUUUAGGAAUGUCCAGAGACGCGGUGAAGUUUGGUCGUAUGUCAAAGAAGCAGCGGGACAGUUUGUACGCUGAGGUCCAGAAACAUCAGGCCCGACUGCAGGAGCAGCGACAGCAGCAGACUAGCGAUGCCGAAGCUCUGGCUCGAGUUUACUCUUCCAGUUUGACCAACGGACUUUCAACACUAAACCAUGAGAUCGGUGGUACCUACGCCAAUGGACAUGUCAUCGAGCUGCCCAAAGGUGGCCACAUCAAUGGAGGAGGAGUGCCAGGGGGUUACUAUGGGAUGGACUCUACUCAGGCAUCUCCGGACCAAUCGGGUCUGGACAUGUCAGGCAUGAAGCACAUUAAACAAGAGCCAGUGUACGACCUGACGCCAGUUCCAAACCUCUUUAGCUACGGAGGUUACCAGGACAGUCAGCUGGGAGGCAGCGGCGUUAGCAUGGGAGAGCUGGACCGAAUCGCUCAGAACAUCAUUAAGUCUCACUUGGAGACUUGUCAGUUCACGGCGGAGGAGCUGCAGCAGCUUGUCUGGCAAACGCACUCCUAUGAUGAGGUCAAGAUGUACCAGAGUAAGCCCCAGGACGUGUUGUGGCAACAGUGUGCCAUCCAGAUCACACAUGCAAUCCAGUAUGUGGUGGAGUUUGCCAAGAGAAUCUCAGGGUUCAUGGAACUGUGCCAGAAUGACCAGAUCCUCCUGCUUCUUCCAGGUUGUUUGGAGGUGGUUUUAGUGCGGAUGUGUCGGGCCUUUAAUCCACUUAACAACACGGUGCUGUUUGAGGGAAAGUAUGGAGGAAUGCAGAUGUUCAAAGCUCUAGGUUGCGAUGACUUGGUGAGUGCAGUCUUUGACUACGCCAAGAGUAUGUGUUCACUGCAACUGACAGAGGAAGAAAUCGCUCUCUUUUCAGCAGCUGUGCUCAUUUCCACAGAUCGUCCAUGGCUGAUGGAGCCUCGGAAAGUCCAGAAGCUCCAGGAGAAGAUCUAUUUUGCCCUGCAGCACAUCAUGCAGAAGAACCACAUGGACGAAGAUGCUCUGUCUAAGCUGAUCAGCCGAAUCCCGACAUUGUCGGCACUGUGUACUCUUCACACUGAGGAGCUGCAGGCCUUUCAGCAGCUUCAUCCAGAAACGGUCAAUGUUCUCUUCCCACCACUGUACAAAGAACUGUUUAACCCAGACCCCAAUUCCACCAUGACCCUGACCAAGUGACCCACAACCCCAACACCGCCACGCCCCUGCCGAGAUGAGCCCAAGCUCCAACUCUGCCAUGACUGAGUGACAAACUGGCCCACAGACAUAUUUCUGCCAUUACCUUUCCCAAGUGACGCACUCCCCUACUGCUGCCAUGACCCUGGGCCAGGGUGAGCUUUACUCAAAUGCUAAUGUUGCGAUGACGCUUCUCCCUAUUACCCAGUGCAUAAAAGUUGCCAGCAGCGGGACCAAGUGACCCACAAUUCCAGUAAAGCCAUGACCCUGUAGAAGUGACCCACACGAGCCACACCAAUGCUGCCAUGACCCCCUUCACGUGCAACAGUGGGGACCAUGGAAUCCAGACCACAAUAGUGUCUAAAGAUGGAUAAAUGCAACAGUAGGGAUUCUGACUCCAUGACGGAGUUGGUGACGUCUACUGAGCUCCGUCAACCUUGUGUCAGGCAGUGAGAAUUUGUCUGACGCAAAGUCAGUCACUGCCAACAAGACCAGGAAUGUCCAGCACUUAUGUCCACCUGUUUCACAGAUACAAGUGGAAGAAUGUAUAUAUAAAAUUAUACAACACACACACACACACACAGAGAAAUUGAACAGACUCCGAGCCACGACCUGAACGUCGGUUCUCACCUUGACUGACUAGAAAUGUACAGACUUUAAAAAAGACAUUUGACGUCUUCAAUCCUUUAUGGAGAUAACAAUGAGGGAAGAUUAUUUGUUUUACUUUAAAAAUAACUUUUUAUUAAAACUGGAAAAAAUGUCUUGGGGGCGGGAACUGUUGUAGAGAGUCCUUUAGUACAGAGCAGAUUCCAGUAUUAAGUUAGUCUUAAUUUAAAUAUCCAGCUUAACUUUGUCCAUGUGUUGUUUUUAUUUUUAAAAAAAUAAUCAUUCAAUAGUUUGUGUACAGAAUUUGUAAAGUCAAAACAUUCUAAAUGAUUUGGGUUAGAGAGUGGGAUUUGGCUGGAUUGGGAGUUCUUACUCAAGCCUUGUCUGGAUUUUGUUCGUACGUGAGUAAAGAGGCUGAAGUUUCUUUGUAUUUAUUAACUGUUAAUGUAAAAAGAGAAUAUGAAGGACUUAAAACAGAAAUAAGUGCUUAGUACUUUUCAGGCGGAUGAUUAUCUAUCUAAAUAUUCUAUUUUGCAAAAAAAAAAAGGCUAACAAUCAUCUUUUUUCCAUGUUGCAAUAAUUAUGUCCAAUAAAAAAUGGACAGCUAUUGAACAAUCAGCUAAUCAGAAACCAGGAGCCUGCAAUAAUACCCACCCUCUGAAACUAGUGGUGAAUUUCUCAUUUAUUCUUUCAUGUUGGUGCGAUACUUGUUGUAAAAAAAACCCAGAAUCUAAUUUGAAUUGAGACAAACUUGAACCUGGACAAUCAUUUUAGCAUUAUUCACAGUUUUUAUACUCAUCCUCAUGUUACUAUUUGCACAAUCCAGUUUAGGGAUGUAGACCACUCCGGACUGAAAUUAUGAAGGAAACAUUUUUAAAAGGCCUCGGAUGCUGUCGUUACCACUACCGUCCAGAAGAGGGCAGCAUUUAAAAAACGAUGCACUAUAUUUAGAUGUUGUUAACUACUGAACCUCAUCCCACAGUUGUACAAGUAGUGUAAGUGUGCGUAUACUUCAUACUUCAACCUUCAAAUCGGUGACUGACAUUUGUUUCACAGAAAAUGUUUUAUGAUUUUUAGGCAUCUUCCACAUCAAAGUUAAUACAAAAGUGAGUAAUCUUGGUUAAUAUAACGAUUAACUACUGGCCCACUGCUGCCUCAUGUGGUCACUGUGGUGUAUUUCUGUGGUCAGACAUGAAACCACCCUGUAAAUUCAAUAACAGCUCAUAAAGACCAAGAAGUUCUCAUUAAAAAGCACUUAAAAUUAGGAAUUCUUCCCUGUGUUAAUUACCUUUGAUGUUAAAUCGUUUUUUAAAUAAUAUUUUUUCAACUCCAACACCAGACCUGAGAAAGGAAAAAGAGACAAUCACUUAAAACCCAAUGCACUAAUUGCAGCAGAAUCUCAGGGAGCAGCUUUUCUCGCUUUCAUCUGAAGUGGGACCAACAUUUUUGCAAAUGAAAAACACAAAUUAUAAUGUAACUUUUUAAAUUGUUCAAAUCUUUAUCUGAAAUGGAAUCUGCCCAGACAAGGCUUUGAUAAGUGUGUGUGUUUGUGUGCGUGUAUGCAUGUGUGUGUUUUAGUGUGACUUUGCUGUCCAAAUGUCUUUUACGCUCCAGAAUUUUAAUAAUGAUAUUUUGUUUAUUGUAGCAUGUAGAAAAUGUUAACUAAAUACAUUUUCUAAUUCUAAUUCUGACCUUGUUUCAUGUCCAGUCACGAGUUUAGUUGUUUAUCUCCAGCGUCAUUCAUCGCUCCAGUUGUCAAACUUCUGUGGUGUCAGUUCUCGGAGACUGUUGUUGUGUUUACUGCCUAAUGCUGCUUAUUGUAAAUGAAGUAAUUUCAGAAGUAAAAAUGUGAAUCAAGCGCCAUCUUAAAAAAAAUAAGAGUGUCAGUGAAUCCAUGAUUCAUGAUUGUUUUUAUUCUUUCUUGUUUAGACUGUGAAACAGGGUGGAGACAGAGUUUAUGAUCAUGUGACCAGUCUGUCAGUAAAAAACUGUAGCAAAAAAACAAAACAAAAAGUGACAGCAACUACUGCUGUCAUGGUUUGCUUUGUAAGAUUAUUUUAUAUUUUAUUAUGAUUAAUAAUUAUUAUUGUUGUUCUUACUCUGACUCCUAUUCUAUUACUAUUAGACUCUUGUUGUUCUGUUCUAUUUGCAUGAUGUUUCAUUUAUGUUGAAACAAGUUUCGGGGC
Cynoglossus semilaevis (tongue sole) is the source of this 4214-nucleotide messenger RNA. Its product is annotated as nuclear receptor ROR-beta-like. Gene Ontology annotation, cellular component: nucleus. The annotation marks the transcript as partial. The record is from RefSeq and is a predicted model, not a curated record. Gene Ontology annotation, molecular function: RNA polymerase II cis-regulatory region sequence-specific DNA binding; nuclear receptor activity; zinc ion binding. Gene Ontology annotation, biological process: regulation of transcription by RNA polymerase II. The transcript has 9 exons. Lineage: Eukaryota; Metazoa; Chordata; Actinopteri; Pleuronectiformes; Cynoglossidae.